AUGGCACCGAUUGAGCAGCCGCUGCUCUCGGCGCGCAGCGCCGUGGCGAGCAAGCCGCCUCUGUCCUACCUGAACAUCUUUCUCGAGUCUAUGGCGAACCUGUGGAGCGAGAAGAACUCGGAAGGCUGGAUAUCGCUGACAGUCGCUGAAAACAAGUUCCUGAGCAACAUGAUCGCCGAAAGGAUGAAUUCGGUGCCCGCUCUCCCGAGCGCGUCCCUGGGCUACGACAACAUGAAGGGCACCGAGAAGCUCCGCGAGGCCGUCUCGGCGUUCGCGAACCGCACCUUCCUGUCCGGGUGCGCGCGCCCCGCGACCGCGGACGACGUGUGCAUCUCCGCGGGCUGCGGCGCGAUCAUCGACAACUUGGUGUUCCUGACGUGCGACCCGGGCGACACGGCGCUGAUCAUCGCGCCGUACUACCCCGCCUUCGACAACGACCUCAAGGUCAAGGCCGGAGCGAUCCCGAAGCCCGUGUGGGUGUCGGACGACAUCGCGCAGAACGAUUCGAUCCAAGUCGAACCCUCCGUCAUCAAAGAGCAGCUCGCCAGGGCCGCGGACGAGGCCACGGCGGCGGGCUCGCGAGUGCGAAACAUCCUCAUCACGAACCCCUCGAACCCCCUCGGCCGAACGUUCUCCGAGGCGCAGCUGCGGGCCAUCAUCGAGUGGUGCACUGAGCGCAACGUGCACUUGCUGUGCGACGAGAUCUACGCCAACUCGCGCUUCCGCGCCAACGACGACGCGCCCUUCGUGAGCGCCGCGGCCGUCGUGGACAGCAUGCGGCAGUCCUGUGCUCCGGACGUCGCCGAGAAGAUGGACAACCUGAUCCACGUGCUGUACGGUUUCUCGAAGGACUUCGGCGCGAGCGGGCUCCGCUGCGGCAUCCUCAUCUCUCGUUCGCAGCCCAUCCACAACGCCCUGUCCAACAUAAGCUACUUCUGUGCGGUGUCCAACCACACGCAGCACGCGCUCGCGUGCCUCCUCGAGGACGAGGCCUGGACCGAGGCGUACCUCGCGGCCAACAACGCGGCCCUCGCCGGCGCGUACGGAGCCCUGACGGCGGCGCUGGACAAGCACGGCAUCCCGCACGCGGACAGCUCCUCCGCGAUGUUCUGCUGGAUCGACCUGCGCAAGGGGCUCCGCGAGAAGACGUGGGCGGGCGAGCAGGAGCUGUGGGGGCGGCUUGUCGAGCAGCGGCUGCUCCUGACGCCAGGGGGGGAGUGUCACGCCAUGGAGCCGGGGUUCUUCCGCGUGUGCUUCGCGUGGAUGGGCUCCGAGAAGGCGCUCGAGGUCGCGGUGGAGAGGAUCGCCAAGGUCGUUGCGAGCACGUAG
Molecule: messenger RNA, 1329 nt
Organism: Pedinophyceae sp. YPF-701
Lineage: Eukaryota; Viridiplantae; Chlorophyta; Pedinophyceae
Source: the annotation of a GenBank genome assembly